AUGGCUUGGUUUUUUGCCUUUCCUACACAUAAGGAACAGGUCCUGUGGCGCAUCAGUGCCGUCGCUAUAACUUGCACACCCUCCCUUGAAUUUCUUUCGCCUGCAAUCGGUAGCGUCAGAGGUAAUGUUGUCAUUGCUGGUAUAAUAAUUGUUGUUAUGAUUAUAUUUCCCCUGUUGUACAUUGUAUCUCGUGCUAUGCUCUUGGUACUUAUGUUCACGACAUUACGUCAUCUUCCCGUUGACGCAUACACGACGGUGUCGUGGAUUAGUUUGGUGCCGCACUUGUAGUUUGCUUACUGUCAUACUUUUGUAAUCAUACUCAGGAUUACACGCGUUGUCGUAGCACG
Molecule: messenger RNA, 347 nt
Organism: Suillus clintonianus
Lineage: Eukaryota; Fungi; Basidiomycota; Agaricomycetes; Boletales; Suillaceae
Exons: 1
Coding region: 1-288 (95 amino acids)
Source: RefSeq, a predicted model, not a curated record